This is a messenger RNA of Hypanus sabinus (Atlantic stingray), 4375 nucleotides long. RefSeq names its product calpain 9 (gene capn9). The transcript is spliced from 20 exons. NCBI's taxonomy places the organism in Eukaryota, Metazoa, Chordata, Chondrichthyes, Myliobatiformes, Dasyatidae. Gene Ontology annotation, molecular function: calcium ion binding; calcium-dependent cysteine-type endopeptidase activity. Gene Ontology annotation, biological process: proteolysis. The record is from RefSeq and is a predicted model, not a curated record. The coding region runs from base 108 to 2207 and encodes 699 amino acids. Gene Ontology annotation, cellular component: cytoplasm.
GAGGAGACAGCGGCGGGCGGGGCCCUUUGGGAGCAGGUGGGACGAGGAAAGCAGGCACAGUCUCACACCGGCAGGUGAGGUGAUUCCCCGCUCUUCAGUGCGCCGACAUGUCUUACGUGUUCUCCUCGGCGAGCGGUGGCUCGCAGAAAAAUAAGGCGGUGAAGGACCGGGGUACGAUGGGGGUUAAGGCCAGGAAACUCACCUACCAAGAGCUGAAGAAGCAGUGCCUGAAUGAGGGUGUUCUGUACGAGGACCAGGAGUUCCCGGCCGACGAUUCAUCACUCUUCUACAGCGAGAAGCCUUCAGUUACCUUCGAGUGGAAACGGCCCAAAGAGAUUUCAAGUGACCCGAAGUUCAUUGUUGAUGGAGCAACAAGGACAGAUAUUUGCCAGGGAGAUCUGGGAGACUGCUGGUUCCUCGCUGCUGUUGCCUCACUGACUCUGAACGAGAAGCUGCUGUACCACGUCGUCCCUCCUGAUCAGACCUUCGGCCAAGAUUACGCAGGCAUCUUCCACUUCCGGUUCUGGCAAUACAGCGAGUGGGUGGAUGUUGUGAUUGAUGAUCGUUUGCCGACCUUCAGAAACCGCUUGGUGUUCUUACACUCUGCCAGUAACGAUGAAUUCUGGAGUGCCUUACUGGAAAAAGCCUACGCCAAGCUGUAUGGAAGCUAUGAGUCGUUGAAAGGAGGCAGCACUAUGGAGGCCAUGGAAGAUUUCACUGGUGGCAUGGGAGAGGUGUUUGAUUUGAAGGAAGCUCCCCCAAACCUGUUCACCCUUAUCAAAAAGGUGCUGAACCGGGGCUGCAUGUUGGGAUGCUCUAUCGACAUCACGAGUGCAGCUGAGACAGAAGCUCGGACCCAGACAGGACUUAUCAAAGGACAUGCAUAUUCCAUUACUGGCGUGGACCAGGUGAACUCCAGAGGUCGCCCAGUGCAGCUGAUCCGUGUAAGGAAUCCCUGGGGACAAGUGGAGUGGAAUGGACCUUGGAGUGAUGACUCUCCUGAAUGGAAGUCAGUGGAUGCGGCUGAUUACCGAAGACUUAACAUGAUCUCCAAAGAUGAUGGCGAGUUUUGGAUGGGCUUUGAUGAUUUUAAGAGAUAUUACAGCAAAGUGGAAGUGUGCAACCUUACACCGGACUCGCUGAGCAGCAACACUCGUAACAAGUGGGAGGUGGUAACAUUUCAAGGGAUUUGGACAAAAGGUUGCACAGCAGGCGGAUGCAGGAACUUUUUAGACACUUUCUGGACCAACCCCCAGUAUAAGAUCAAGCUGUUGGAAGAGGACGAGGAACAGGAGGAUGGGAAGAAUGAGUGCACCAUGGUGGUAGCCCUCAUGCAGAAGAACAGGCGCAAACUGCGCAAAGAAGGGAUGACACUGCUGACGAUUGGAUUUGCCAUCUACCAGGCUGAAAGUGGUGUUGAUCACCUGCCGAAAGAGUUCUUCCGAUUCCAUGCUUCACAAGCAAAGAGCAAGACCUACAUUAAUUUAAGGGAAAUCUGUGAAAGGUUUAAACUUCCACCGGGGGAAUAUGUCAUUAUUCCAACUACGUUUCAACCCAAUGAAGAAGCUGAUUUUCUCAUUCGAAUCUUUACGGAGAAGGUAGCUAAAUCUAUUGAACUGGGAGAUAAAGUCGGUGCUGAUCUACCAGAGCCGCCCAAACCAACGCAGAAAACCACAGAGGAGAGUGCAGAAGAGAAGCAGUUCCGGGCUGUGUUUGAGCAAAUCUCAGGGAAGGAUCUGGAAAUCAGUGCUUUUGAAUUGCAAGACAUAUUAGAACAUGCAUUUUCAAGACAAAAGGAGCUGGGGGUUGAGAGCUUCCACAUUGAGACGUGUCGCAGUAUUGUGUCCCUCUACAAUAAAGACGAUUCUGGAGGACUUGGGUUUGAAGAAUUUAAGAUCUUCUGGAAGCGGCUGGGCAUGUGGAAGAGUGCUUUCAUGAGAUGUGACCAUGAUAAAUCAGGGACCAUAUCUGCUCAUGAGCUUCGAUCUGCUAUGAAGUAUGUUGGGUUUCACCUCAACAACCAGUUACUGCAACUACUGGUCAUCCGAUAUGAAGAUACUUCCCUACAAAUCGACUUUGAUAACUACAUUCGUUGCAUGGUUCGGUUGGAGACUGCAUUCAGAUCAUUUAAGUCUCAUGACACCCGACAGACUGGUGAAGUGACUUUCAACUUGAUGCAGUGGCUUUUACUGACUAUGAAUAUCUGAAGACUGAACAGAAGAUUGCUGUGCAACAGUGCAUUCUACUAAUGAUCUUCAUUUUCAAUUAGACUGGGUACUAUAUGCAACUGAAUGUAGUCUUAUUCUUUGUAUUUGUUGAGUUUUUAAUCAUACUUUUAUAUAUUUGAGCAUUCUUGUUGGAAAAAUACCCACUACCAAGGGUACUGCUAGGAAUAUUAUCUUUUCUAUGCUGCAUUAUAUUCCUGCAUGAGGUCGUUCACUUCUAACAUUGAAUCCCAUUGCUCUUUUACAUCCAUUCUCCCAGUGAAACUCGCAUACCUAGUACAUCAAUCCCCUUAAUUUAUCUGAUACUUCUAAGUCUUUCAACAAGACCCUCUGGCACAUUAGCUUUUCUCUCUAACUCAAAUCCUUUAAGUAUGUGAACUCUCCCAUCAUAUAGUUCCUUUCAUGAAAUUAACUCUGUGAAGCCCAUUUUUUGAGUUUGAAACAUAGUUAACAAUUGUAACAAAUUUUCUAAGUAAGUUGAUAGUGAUUACAUGGUAUGCACAUGUCAGUCAAUUUGUGAACAAAAAUAUUUGCUUGUGUGGCUGUUUCUCUUCAGUAUUCUUUUGCUCCCCAGUCACUUUAAUAUGAAAGCUCCUUGUUCACACUCAACCAAAAAAAAAACACCCUUCCUAAAUGAUGAAGGCACAGGCACUCAUUUUAGGGAAUUGGUGCUGAUCCUGGGAUUCCCUGACAUCUCUGAACAGCCCCAACUCCUUAAAAGGAGUGGCCAUGUUGUCAUUUAGGAUGUGCGUAUUUCUCAAAUGGCCAUCAGACAAUUAUUCCAAACAUUUCUCCCUUUCACUGUAUCUAGGAUUAUUUUAUAACUAAUUAUAUUCUCAAUGAAAAAGUGACCAUUUCUGAGGCUUGAAGGAAAGAACCAAUUCAUCAACAAGGAAUGGCUGAAGCGAACAGCACUUGAGAAAUUAGAUAAAUGCAAGCACGGAGUAGAAAGUCUUUUUGAAACUUAAGUAGCAAAAAUUGGCCAAGUAAUUGCUUUGUGUGCUAUAAAUUCCAUGAUUCAAUAUAGGUUUAAGGUAUUUUUAAUUUAUGCUUUUGUGAAAAGUUACAUUUGGUAUAUUAGCUAGUUAUUUAAGAUGAGAUCCACACAGUAUAAUUGUUAAAAGACUUUCGUUUUAUGUACCAGUACCAAAUCAAAAGGUAUGAGAUGUAUGGUGCUAAUGUAGUAAUGUUAAGAUAUACCAGUCAGUUUAGUUUCUAUUCAGUUGAGCUGAGAUUUCCACAUCCUCCAACGUUUCCUGUACAUCACAAAAACAUAAAGGUGCUGAACAAUUAUAUAUUUGAGGAAAGCUAACAAUGUCCUACCUGUGCCUGCCCCUUAUGGGGGUGAGUGAGAGGGGUUGAGAGGAAAUAGAGUGUGAACCAUAACAUGCCAUGAAGGUGUUAAAUGUGAAAUCUACAUCCUACUAGACUGUCAUAAACACCAGGAUUAACAGAAAGGGUGAAAAGGCUCAGCAUCAGAAAUAAUGGGAAGACCUGAAGAACUUCUGUGAGUAACACAAACAUCUUCAUUCCCCUCUGAGCUCAUUCAGCUCAUUGCUGGUGCUGCCCUCCUUCUCAAGCUGUCUACUGAAGAUGCCUCUCUUCAAGUGCCUGGUGUUGAUCAGGUAGUUUGAGUUUGUGCAUUUCCAUCAUGUUAUCUGGGAUUGUGAGCUCCUGCCAUGCAAAUUUGAAGUUCUCACUGACAUCCCAACUGCUGCUUCUCCACUCUGAGCAGUCAUGAACCUGGGCUCGCCUGGACCCAAUGUCCUGAUAUGCUGUUGUCCUUUCUUAGCCUGUUACAAAGUUUCCCACUUGCACUGUCCUAUACUAGGGCUUUACUGCGCCAGAUCCCUUUCUGGGCUGUGUAUAGUAAUUGUUGCCUAAAGAACAAUAAAUCAGCUUUAAAAAGAUAACCAAAUACAUAACAUUUAGACAAUUCCAGUCUUCUAUUUUCUAAUGCACAGUACUUGCUUAUUUCUCUUGCUAUGUUGUUAAAUUGUGAGAAGCAUCAACAAAAUCCACUUAUGGAAACAGGGCCCAUGUCAGUAAUCCAGCUGGAGUUUUGGAAAUUGAGUUUUAAUCAUUGGAUUGAUUUUGUAUUGAUAAAGGGGUGACAAAAAUAAAUUUACUGUCUGGUGCAGUAUAUCUGA